CGGGGCUGGGGAGAUAUUCAUUGCAUAUAUUCAACUUGAAAACGAUUUUUCUCAUUCUGUCUUAAUUUCAUUCACCACAGAGCGUCUCUCGGUGUCUUUUCAUUUGGAGGCUUUUCUUUCGAUGGCAAAAAGCUCGUUUAAGUUGGAGCAUCCCCUGGAAAGAAGGCAGGUUGAAUCUGCUAGGAUCCGAGAGAAGUAUCCUGACAGAAUUCCGGUGAUCGUGGAAAGGGCUGAAAAGAGUGAUGUUCCAGAAAUUGAUAAAAAAAAAUAUUUAGUCCCUGCUGAUUUAACUGUGGGUCAGUUCGUGUACGUGGUCCGAAAGAGGAUCAAGCUCAGCCCUGAGAAGGCCAUCUUCAUUUUUGUGAAGAAUAUUUUGCCCCCUACCGCUGCUAUGAUGUCUGCAAUUUAUGAGGAAAACAAAGAUGAAGAUGGUUUCCUUUAUAUGACCUACAGCGGGGAAAACACGUUUGGGGCGUGCUGAAACACAGACUCGAAACGUCUACAUGAAAUGGGAAGGAGAAAGGAUCAUAUUUGCUCUUCUUGUUUAUUCNCCUCACCCCCAUGUGUUAUCCCUUCAAAUGCAAAGCUUUUCUGUAUAGUUUUAUUUUAACUAACUAAAACCAUCCUAUUUGCGGUAUUCAAAAGUCAUGUUGUAAAUAAUGGGAAUUCAUAGCAAUUUGUGAUAUGAUGUCUAAACUGUGA
Cucurbita maxima (winter squash) is the source of this 702-nucleotide messenger RNA. Its product is annotated as autophagy-related protein 8c. The coding region runs from base 122 to 481 and encodes 119 amino acids. The record is from RefSeq and is a predicted model, not a curated record. The transcript is spliced from 6 exons. Lineage: Eukaryota; Viridiplantae; Streptophyta; Magnoliopsida; Cucurbitales; Cucurbitaceae. Gene Ontology annotation, biological process: cellular response to nitrogen starvation.